UGGAACGAUGCUCCUGCUUCAGACAUUCAUUUCCAUGAUUGGAUUAUGUUGAUCCGAGUUGAUUUGGCUGAGCUACGCUCAUACAAGGUUACUUCAGUUGAGCAACAUAGAGCAUGGUUAGAUGUGUGGAUUGAUGUAAUCCCUCUUUGGCUGUAUCUCGGUCAAAUCAACUCGGAUCAACAUAAUCCAAUCAUGGAAAUGAAUGCCUGA
Molecule: messenger RNA, 210 nt
Organism: Lichtheimia ornata
Lineage: Eukaryota; Fungi; Mucoromycota; Mucoromycetes; Mucorales; Lichtheimiaceae
Exons: 1
Source: RefSeq, a predicted model, not a curated record